Messenger RNA from Gopherus evgoodei (Goodes thornscrub tortoise), 1194 nucleotides. Its product is annotated as collagen alpha-2(I) chain-like. Bases 253 to 1194 code for a protein of 313 amino acids. The transcript has 2 exons. Lineage: Eukaryota; Metazoa; Chordata; Testudines; Testudinidae. The record is from RefSeq and is a predicted model, not a curated record.
GUAGCGUGACCCUCUAGUUAAAAAGAUUUUCUUCUCCUCUGCUGCUGAAUUAAAACACCUCAUGAACAGCAGCAGAAACCAACUGACUCCACCAGGGAGAGGAGAGGGUGACAGAGGCGCUGCUGAUACACAUUUAUUAGUCAAUAUCAGAUUAUCACAGUAAUAUCAAGGGAGACCCCAGGAUCAGGGCUCAUUGCGUUAGGCAACGUGCAGUCCAAUGUGCGAAGCAUCCAGGUGCUGCAGGUUCAAGCCAUGGAUGCCAUGUCCCAUUCUACCACACCUGGCACAAGGGCAAUGCCACAUUCCGUCCCGCUGCGUCCCAGCACAGGGCCAUGGGGCCAUUGGGGGCAAUGCCACGUUCCAUCCCGCUGUGUCCCAGCCCAGGGCCGUGGCGCUAUAGGGGCCAUGUCACGUUCCGUCCCACGUCCCAGCCCAGGGCCAUGGGGUCAUCGGGGGCAAUGUCACGUUCCGUCCCGCCACGUCCCAGCCCGGGGCCAUGGAGCUGUCGGGGGCGAUGCCAUGUUCCGUCCCAGCCCGGGGCCAUGGAGCCGUCGGGGGCCAUGUCACGUUCCGUCCCGGCCCGGGGCCGUGGGGCUGUCGGGGGCCGUGUCACGUUCCAUCCUGGCCCGGGGCCGCGAGGCCGUCGGGGGCCGUGUCACGUUCCGUCCCGGGGCUGUCGGGGGCCUUGUCACGUUCCGUCCCGGGGCUGUCGGGGGCCGUGUCACGUCCCGGCCCGGGGCCGUGGGUCCGCCGGGGGCCUUGUCACGUUCCAGCCCGGGGCCGCGGGGCCGUGGGGGGCCGUGUCACGUUCCGGCCCGGGGCCGCGGGGCCGCGGGGGGCCGUGUCACGUCCCGUCCCGGGGCUCUGGGGCCGGCGGGGGCCGUGUCACGUUCCGUCCCGGGGCCGUGGGGCCGGCGGGGGCCGUGUCACGUCCCGUCCCGGGGCCGGCGGGGGCCGUGUCGCGUUCCGGCCCGGCCCGGGGCCGUGGGGCCGGCGGGGGCCGUGUCGCGUUCCGGCCCGGCCCGGGGCCGUGGGGCCGGCGGGGGCCGUGUCACGUUCCGUCCCGGGACGGUCCGAUGGCGCCGCGGUGCCGGCCGCGUCGGCGCAGGGAGGGGGGAGCGUGUGGCGGCCCCUCCCCCACGGCAGGGCAGAGGGCGAGGCUCAGUGAAGCCGGCACGGCCGCCCCGCCAAUGA